Messenger RNA from Cavia porcellus (domestic guinea pig), 4288 nucleotides. It is a transcript of the gene Fgfr3, whose product is annotated as fibroblast growth factor receptor 3. Lineage: Eukaryota; Metazoa; Chordata; Mammalia; Rodentia; Caviidae. The transcript is spliced from 19 exons. Gene Ontology annotation, cellular component: signaling receptor complex; plasma membrane. Gene Ontology annotation, biological process: positive regulation of kinase activity; protein phosphorylation; multicellular organism development. The coding region runs from base 232 to 2724 and encodes 830 amino acids. The record is from RefSeq and is a predicted model, not a curated record. Gene Ontology annotation, molecular function: fibroblast growth factor binding; ATP binding; fibroblast growth factor receptor activity.
CCCAGCUCAGUGCGCGGCGGCGGCGGCGGGGCGACUGGCGCCGCGCAGUCCAGCUCGGGCAGGGCGCACGGGGCUGCGCGGCGGAGGGAAAGGCGGCGCCGAGCCGGCGGGCAGCGGGACGACGCGGAAGCCGCACGGAGCGAGCCGGAGCCGGCGGCCACCAGACCCGGAGCGGCGCCCUCCUCGUGCCGGCGGCGAGGGCGCGAUGCCCGCCUGAGCGCCGCCCCCGCCAUGGGCACCCGGGCCGGCAUCCUCGCGCUGUGCGCGGCAGUGGCUGUCGUGACCGCGAGUGUCGGCGGCGCAGAGCCUCGCGUCGAGCGUGGAGCCGCAGGGUCGCUGUGGCUGGCAGGCCCAUGGAGCGGCAUGGACAGAGCUGGGCUUGGACAGAGCGCCAGGGACUGGUGUGGCCAGAAGGCCCUGGGGCCGGAGUCUGGCCAGCAGGCGCAGGUGGUCUUUGGCAGUGGGGACACUGUGGAGCUGAGCUGCCACCCACCCAGAGGUGGCCCUGUGGGCCCCACAGUCUGGGUCAAGGAUGGAGAGGGGCUGGUGUCCUCAGACCGCAUCCUGGUGGGUCCCCAGCGGCUGCAGGUGCUGAAUGCUUCCCUCGAGGACGCCGGGGCCUACAGCUGCAAGCAGCAGCUGACGCAGCGUGUGCUGUGCCGCUUCGGUGUGCGUGUGACAGAUACCCCCUCCUCAGGAGAUGAUGAAGACGGAGAAGACGUGGCUGAAGACAUAGCAGGGGCCCCGUACUGGACUCGGCCCGAGCGGAUGGACAAGAAGCUGCUGGCUGUACCAGCUGCCAACACUGUGCGCUUCCGCUGCCCAGCUGCUGGUAACCCCACACCCUCCAUCUCCUGGCUAAAGAAUGGGAAGGAAUUCCGUGGGGAGCAUCGCAUUGGGGGCAUCAAACUGCGGCACCAGCAGUGGAGCCUGGUCAUGGAGAGUGUGGUGCCCUCAGACCGAGGUAACUACACAUGCGUAGUGGAGAACAAGUUCGGCAGCAUCCGGCAGACAUACACGCUGGACGUGCUGGAGCGCUCUCCACAUCGGCCUAUCCUGCAAGCAGGGCUGCCGGCCAACCAGACAGCUGUGCUGGGGAGCGACGUGGAGUUCCACUGUAAGGUGUACAGCGAUGCGCAGCCCCAUAUCCAGUGGCUGAAGCAUGUGGAGGUGAAUGGCAGCAAGGUGGGCCCUGAUGGCACACCCUACGUCACCGUUCUCAAGUCCUGGAUCAGUGAAAAUGUGGAGGCAGACGCGCGCCUCCGCCUGGCCAAUGUGUCGGAGCGGGACGGGGGCGAGUACCUCUGUCGAGCCACCAAUUUCAUAGGCGUGGCCGAGAAGGCCUUUUGGCUGCGUGUUCACGGGCCCCGAGCAGCAGAGGAGGAGCUGGCAGAGGCGGACACGGCGGGCAGUGUGUAUGCAGGCGUCCUCAGCUACGGGGUGGGCUUCUUCCUCUUCAUCCUGGUGGUGGCGGCUGUGACCCUCUGCCGCUUGCGCAGCCCACCCAAGAAGGGCCUGGGUUCCCCCACCGUGCACAAAGUCUCCCGUUUUCCGCUCAAGCGACAGCAGGUGUCCUUGGAGUCCAACUCAUCCAUGAACUCCAACACGCCUCUGGUCCGCAUCGCCCGGCUGUCCUCGGGGGAGGGCCCCACACUGGCCAACGUGUCUGAGCUUGAGCUGCCUGCUGAUCCCAAGUGGGAGCUGUCUCGGUCCCGGCUGACCCUGGGCAAGCCCCUUGGAGAGGGCUGCUUUGGCCAGGUGGUCAUGGCAGAGGCCAUUGGUAUCGACAAGGACCGUGCUGCCAAGCCGGUCACCGUGGCCGUGAAGAUGCUGAAAGAUGACGCCACUGACAAGGACCUUUCGGACCUGGUGUCAGAGAUGGAAAUGAUGAAGAUGAUCGGCAAACACAAGAACAUCAUCAACCUGCUGGGCGCCUGCACGCAGGGGGGGCCCCUGUAUGUGCUGGUGGAGUAUGCUGCCAAGGGCAACCUGCGGGAGUACCUGCGGGCGCGGCGGCCCCCAGGCUUGGACUACUCCUUCGAUACCUGCAAGCUGCCUGAGGAGCAGCUCACCUUCAAAGACCUGGUGUCCUGUGCCUACCAGGUGGCCCGGGGUAUGGAGUAUCUGGCCUCUCAAAAGUGCAUACACAGGGACCUGGCCGCCCGAAACGUGCUGGUGACUGAAGACAAUGUGAUGAAGAUCGCAGACUUCGGCCUGGCUCGAGAUGUGCACAACCUCGACUACUACAAGAAGACCACCAAUGGCCGGCUGCCAGUGAAGUGGAUGGCACCCGAGGCCCUGUUUGACCGAGUCUACACCCACCAGAGUGAUGUUUGGUCCUUUGGAGUCCUGCUCUGGGAGAUCUUCACACUGGGGGGCUCCCCAUACCCUGGCAUCCCCGUGGAAGAGCUUUUCAAGCUGCUAAAGGAGGGGCACCGUAUGGACAAGCCGGCCAACUGCACACAGGAUCUGUACAUGAUCAUGCGUGAGUGCUGGCAUGCUGUGCCCUCGCAAAGGCCCACCUUCAAGCAGCUGGUGGAGGACCUGGACCGCAUCCUCACUGUGACAUCUACUGACGAGUACCUGGACCUGUCCGUGCCGUUUGAGCAGUAUUCACCCGGUGGUCAGGACACGUCUAGCUCCAGCUCCUCUGGGGACGACUCUGUGUUCACACACGACCUGCUGUCCCCGGCCCCGCCUGGCAGCGGAGGCCCUCGGACGUGAAAGGCCGUGGCCCUGAAGGCCAAGCCCUUGUUAAUGUGAGAGUGAUCCCAGCCCACCCUGCCGCCUGAGGCACAGCAGCCUGGGCCUGAGCCCGUGAGAUGGGCACACAGACAGACGCUGUGCAUCUGUGUGUGAGAGGGAGGGCAGCCUCGAGGCCUGCGUGCAGGUCCCUAGGAUGCCUGCGCUGCUGUAAGGUGCCUUGUGCAACACAUGCCUGGCAAGAGGGUCCUUGCAGCAAGCGUGUGCUGGAGGCCCAAGGACCUUGCCCUGGAGCACCAGAUGUAGAAUGUAGGGGGGCCACCCCCAGGGAGCAUCUCAGUGGGUUGCAACCCCUCAGCCCCCAAGCUGAGCCUGCAGGGCAGCCCCUGUGGUGAGCCCUAUACCUGCGUGGCACCUUGCACCUGGGGGUAAGCAGCAGCUCCCCUAUCUCCAGGUCUUCCCACUGCCCCCCUGCCCUUCAGACUGAAAUUACGGGUACCUGAAGGUGGGAGGGAGCCUUCAACCUUCCAUCCGAAAGGUUUAUUCCAGACACUAGUGUACAUUUCUAUAAAUAGAUGCUGUGUAUAUGGUAUAUAUACAUAUAUAUAAGAAUAUGUUGGGGAGGAGUCCUCAGGGCUGGGGGACCCCCCCCCGCAGGGGCCAGUGGAGGGGCAAAGGACUUUUCUGGCACUGCAGUUUUGUUUUAAAAAUUUGUACCUGGACCUGUAUAUUUGUAAAGCUAUUUAUCGACCCCCAAAACCCUGGCUUCCCCACAUGGAUAGCGUUUAGCCAGCUGCAAGGCAGAGAUUUAAGUUUUAACUUAUUAACAGCUGAGGUUUAUGCUACAUUUGGAGGGGUUGCAAAAGAAUGUACGUCCAGCUGCGAGGCCGCCCCACCGGAGUCAUGUGCUGGGGGUGGGUACAGCAAGCCUUUUAUUUCCUUUGGCCUGGGCUGGGGAUUUAGCUCAGCGGCAUAAGCACCUGCCUUGCAAGCAGGCAGUCGUGAGUUCGAUCCCCGGUACCAAUAAAAAGGAAAAAGACAAAAAAAAAAAAAAAAAUCCUUUGGCCUUUUGCAGGGAAUUAGAUUUCUAUAGGACCUUUCUUUAGAUUUAUUUUUUUGGUCUUCAGAGCAAGCUGGUAUUUUCAUACAGAUCCUUCUAAUUGCUGCAUAUUGCAGGGAGGGCCGGCCCUGUGUGCAGGUUGUUAUUAGAUGUUACAAGUUUAUAUCUAUCUAUAUAAUUUAUUGAGUUUUUAUGAGACAUUAUUUGCUGUAGACUUAACACUUCUUAAGCAAUGCUUUUAGACUUUCAUAGCCCAGACUGCUACCUUUCAAAGCUUGGGAGAGAAAGCCGUGAACAUGGUUUCAUUCCCUUUUGUACUGUCCUUGGGCCCCAGCUGGGAGGCUGACCCUCACCCGCCCCUCAGCUGCUGGCCAGCCAGUAAGGCCAGGAGGCCACUCCUCAGCUCUUUCCUUGGGGUCCAGCCAUGGUGGCCAGAGGUGUCAGCCCAAGCCCAGCCCAGCUGAUGUGACUUGUUAACCCAGAUGUCCCCUUUCUAAGAAUAAAGAGAUGACUAGUUCCCAGCUA